Molecule: messenger RNA, 1351 nt
Organism: Syzygium oleosum
Lineage: Eukaryota; Viridiplantae; Streptophyta; Magnoliopsida; Myrtales; Myrtaceae
Product: protein POLYCHOME
Exons: 3
Coding region: 192-971 (259 amino acids)
Biological process (GO): regulation of nuclear division; negative regulation of ubiquitin protein ligase activity
Cellular component (GO): nucleus
Source: RefSeq, a predicted model, not a curated record
GCAACCUCCUCCCCUGCCUCAUUUUGCCUCCCUACCGCCCAAUCCAUUUCCCAUUCGAAAAAGAGCGAGACUUUCCGCCGAUUUCACCUUCAAAAUCACGACCCAGUUCAGCAAGAACCCUCCUCGAAUGCCAUCCUCCACCUUUCUCGUGUUCCAUCUCUCUCCAGCCUCUCGAUAGGAGGAGCUUCGUGAUGCCGCCGGAAUCGAGGGACAGGUUGGUGAGGGCGGUCGAUGUGGCCGCGGCGUACGCCCGAAGGCGAGCGGGUAUCCUCGGAGUGCUUGAAGACGAGCCGGAGCGGCGUUCGAAUCUCUUCGAACCCGUGGUGGCACGGCGCACGGCUGGAGCCGCGGGAGUGUGGGCGACGGCGGGAUUGGGCCGCGGCGGUGCGGUUGGGAGGGGCGUUUUGGGGACCCCAAGAAACGUGAGCGGGCGUGGCAGGAAUCUGUUUGCGACUCCGCUAGUGGGAAGAGAGAAUACGCCGUCGGCCGGUAGCUCGAGGAGAGGCCGGGGGCGUCCGGACAGUGUUUUGCCUUCUUGGUACCCGAGGACGCCGCUGCGCGAUAUUACAUCUGUUGUGAGGGCAUAUGAAAGGAGGAGGGCUCGGCUGUCAGAGAUUGAAGGACGACAAGCAGAUACUCCAGUAGCCACGGAGCUGGCCAUCGGUGAAUCUUCUGUACCACAGACACGUGCUCCACUCGAACACGAUGUUUCUCUUUAUACCCCUGGUCCAGUAGUUGCAGAAAAGCCUUGCCCGCUUUCUGUAGGCAAAGUGCCGAAGAUAUUGCUUGACAUUACCAACCAGAUUCGUGUUGGUGACUCAGAGUUCCUCACACCCCAGAAGAAGCUUUUAAAUCAAAUUGACACAGUCGAAAAAGUGGUAAUGGAUGAGUUAAGGAGGCUCAAAAGGACACCGAGCGCUAAAAAAGCAGAGCGCCAAAAGAGAGUUCGCACACUGAUGUCGAUGCGAUGACGCAUCGUGAAAAUUCUGGAGUACAGAAGAUGACAGGCCUGAGCACAUUUAGAUCAAUAACCUGUUGAGACAGUCCUUCCUUGUGGAAGAUCUAGUUCACCAUUUUUUACCCCUUUAAACUCUAGCUGAAGAUCUUGGUAUAGGAUCAGUAGGCAUUUUUCUCGCCCGUUAACAAGUUGCUGAAGGUCUUGGCAUAGGAUCAGUAGGCACCCUGAGUCGGUCUUUUUUCGUUUUCUAGAGCCCUUUGCGAGUUCUUUGGUGAUGUUUCUGGAACACAAUGUACAUAAGAGAACCUACAUGGGUUUGAUUGUUUGCUCGAGGUCUGUCUGUGUACUUUUGGGCAUUUGCAUAAUGAAAUCCAGGCAUCAUUUCUCUUCAAA